UCAUCUCAUUCUCUCUUCUCUAAUCUCCACCCACCUUCCUUGCUCUUUCUUUCUUACAUUUCUAUUCAAUUCCUUGUCUUUACCCUUACCUCUAUAUAUAAUCCACACCAACCACACUUCAAAUACCUCUUGAAAUUGAAUCACUCAUUCAUAUCCAAUUUUACAGAGGAACAUGGAGGUGAUGGUAGCAUCAGCAGCUAGUCCCAGUGGAAGCCCCACCAGGGACCAUUUCAAUUUCAUGCCAUAUCUCAGUGCCCCUUCUUCACCCAAGCGUUUUGGUGAAGAUUUCUACCUCAGUGCCCCUACAAGCCCAUCAAGCUUCUACAGCCAGUUUGAUUACUUUACAGGAUCCAAUCUUGAUGGUGAUUGUGACGGUGGCGAUGAUGGGUUUGCGUUUUCUGUUGGUGGGGGGUCGGAGACACCGUCACGUUCAGCUGAGGAGCUUUUCCACGGUGGCAAAAUCAAGCCUCUGCAUGAAUCUUCUAGAACACCGCUUCUCUCUCCGAGGAGAUCUUCUCCGAUUGCCAAAGGGAAGAAGGCGGUUAUAGAAGCCUUUUCACCGAGGAGGAAGAAAGAGGUGGCGGAGAGCGACGGUGGAGGAGGAGAGAGAAGAGGGAGGGAUCGAACUCCGGCGGGUUCAGAAACUUCUUCCUCUGCUUCAAAAUCCGGUCGCAGAGUGACCAGGUCGCUCUCUCCAUACAGAGUAUCUCACUACACAUGGGAGGAAGAACAUCAACAGAGGCAGAGAACCAAGGAGGAAAAGUCCGAUUUGAAUUCUGCUCCGGCCACCGCAGCUUCUUCUUCUUCACUUUCUUCCACUUCCAAAGGUUCUUCCGGCAGAAAAUGGAGGUUGAGAGAUUUCUUGUUGUUCCGAAGCGCCUCUGAAGGGAGAGGUUCAAGCACAGACCCACUGAGGAAGUUCCAUCUCUUCUACAAGAAAGGUGAAGAAGUGAAAGCUUCUUCUUCUACUUCAACGAGUUUCAGAGGAUCUGAAACUCCGAGGUUGAGAAGAAAGGAACCUGUUUCUGCACAUGAAUUGCACUAUGCUAGAAAAAGAGCAGAAACAGAGGAUUUGAAGAAGAGAACAUUCUUGCCAUACAAACAGGGGAUUUUGGGAAGAUUGGCUGGACUAGGAUCAAUCACAAGAUAGAUGAUAGAUUCAACUUCCAACAUCAAAUACAAUUCUUUUUUUCUUUUUCUUUUUUAAUCUUUUUACAUGGUGAAGUAACUUGUCUUCAUUUGUUGAAAACUUGAUAUUAUAAUAUAACUUUUAUUUUUUGUUUAUAAAA
Messenger RNA from Lotus japonicus, 1289 nucleotides. RefSeq lists its product as uncharacterized. The transcript has a single exon. Lineage: Eukaryota; Viridiplantae; Streptophyta; Magnoliopsida; Fabales; Fabaceae. Bases 173 to 1150 code for a protein of 325 amino acids. The record is from RefSeq and is a predicted model, not a curated record.